Messenger RNA from Zonotrichia leucophrys gambelii, 2961 nucleotides. It is a transcript of the gene MPPED2, whose product is annotated as metallophosphoesterase domain containing 2. Lineage: Eukaryota; Metazoa; Chordata; Aves; Passeriformes; Passerellidae. Gene Ontology annotation, molecular function: hydrolase activity. The transcript is spliced from 7 exons. The record is from RefSeq and is a predicted model, not a curated record. Bases 778 to 1662 code for a protein of 294 amino acids.
GCCUUUCAGCCCCAGCCCAGCUAGAGGCGGAUUUUUGAAAUUCAGAUGAGGGAGGCGUAAAUAUUUUAUUUGGGGAAAUGGUUUUUUCGCGUGCCUUCGUGUGAGCCGCUCUCUGUGCGAUGUAAGGCUGCGUUGAAAUUCACCUAGCUGGGCAGAUUUCGUGGCAGUUUUUUGACAGGGUUUACAAUUAGCUGAGCUCACGUUUGGGCCAGCCCUGCUCCGAAAAAGCGCCGGUUUGUACCUGUAAGGCUGGGCAGAGUGUACAAUGGCACAUCUCCUGUCUUGUGCAAAUACACGCUGCGAAAGGAGAACAGCCUGUAGCUGGGAAAAGGCAGCGUGCUGAAAAAGCAUCACUUGGGUCUUUAAUAUAGACAUUCUUACUCAAAACUGCCUCGAAAGGCGCAGAAGAGAUCACGCGUUGUUUUUUCCUUGAUAGAUGGGAAGAUAAUCCAACUUUUAUUUUUUCGUACUCAUCUCCCAUGUGUAACCUUCAAGUAGUGCUCAUAGUUGGAGAAAGAAGAAUGGUAGCGAUUCGAAGAAGUCUCUUUUAAUUUCUUUUUUUUUUUUUUUUUAAUUUUGGGCCUAAGAUGCGUUUGUUUUAAAGUUUUGAAGUGUUCAGCUUCUUUCUUCUAUUUUCUUCAGAGACGUUCACAGUAAAGAAGAGGUCACGGAGUUGAUGCGGAGCUGCUGGGAGCCGGGAUCUGCCCGGAGCACGAUGCCCUGCCCUGCCCCUGGCCUUGGCAAGCUGUGAGCUGCUCAUGUCCAUAAGGAGGAAGGAUGGCUCAUGGAAUUCCUUCACAAGGCAAAGUUACCAUAACGGUGGAUGAGUACAGCUCCAACCCAACGCAGGCGUUCACGCACUACAACAUCAACCAGAGCCGCUUCCAGCCUCCCCACGUGCACAUGGUCGACCCCAUCCCAUAUGACACUCCAAAGCCAGCGGGCCACACGCGCUUUGUCUGCGUCUCAGACACGCACUCCAGAACAGAUGGCAUCCAGAUGCCCUACGGGGACAUCCUGCUCCACACGGGUGACUUCACCGAGCUGGGACUGCCCUCCGAGGUUAAGAAGUUUAAUGACUGGUUAGGAAACCUACCAUAUGAAUAUAAAAUAGUGAUUGCUGGGAAUCAUGAACUGACAUUUGAUAAGGAAUUCAUGGCAGACCUUGUUAAACAAGAUUACUACCGCUUUCCCUCUGUGUCCAAAUUGAAACCAGAGGACUUUGACAAUGUUCAGUCACUCCUGACAAAUAGUAUUUACUUACAAGAUUCAGAGGUAACAGUUAAAGGAUUCCGAAUAUAUGGUGCCCCGUGGACACCAUGGUUUAAUGGAUGGGGCUUUAAUCUACCCAGAGGUCAGUCUUUGCUAGACAAGUGGAACCUUAUUCCCGAGGGAAUUGAUAUACUAAUGACACAUGGACCUCCCCUUGGUUUCCGAGACUGGGUUCCCAAGGAGCUGCAGAGAGUGGGCUGUGUGGAGCUGCUGAACACAGUGCAGAGGAGAGUCAGGCCCAAGCUGCAUGUCUUUGGUGGGAUUCAUGAAGGUUAUGGCAUCAUGACAGAUGGCUACACCACCUACAUCAACGCCUCCACGUGCACAGUCAGCUUCCAGCCCACCAACCCUCCCAUCAUCUUCGACCUUCCCACCCCUCAAGGAUCCUGAAGCACUACUGGGGAAGGUCUAUAAACUGCCAUUUUCUAAUUAAAAACUUACCUUCAUGUUUAUUUCAAAAUAGGGGCUAGGGGGGAUUUUGGGGGAGCCGUGGGGGGUUUUGUUUUGGGGUGGGGUUUGGGAUUUUUUUGUUUUGUUUUUUUUUAUUUGUAAAUUGCUGGUGCAAAAGAAACAGGAAGAGAAGUUAGAGGUUGUGCUUUUUGGAAAUGCAGCAUUCAUUUUAAAUUGAUAAAACAUUGUGAAUUUGUACAAUGAAUUUUGUUUUUCAAUAAAUUUGCCAUUGUAAAUUGUUAUAGUGUUCUCAAAAGGACAGCCAAGCUUUCUUUUAAUAAGUGAGAGACCUUAUUUUAAUAUUAUAUUAUAAGCUAAAAAAUAGGCAGCAUUUAAAUACACCCAAAUUUGCACAACUUUUGUUAUUGUCGGGGUUUUUUUAAGCGUCUUCUUUUUCCCUAAGUUUAAAUGUCAGCUUUUUAUCUCAAUUUAUAUCAUUUUUUUUAGUCGCACAAACAGUGUUUUGGGGUCCAUUUGCCUCUUGACAUGUGUGCAUGUACUUUAACUUGUUUCUAUUCAUGGUAGAAUGCAGCAAGGGGAGAAUAGACUUCUCAGUUGUUUGUCUCUACUUGCUUUAUAAAGACUGAUCUUGAUAGCCACAGCCUGUAUGUGAUAUCUACCUUCUGUUGUUUCUUUUUUUAAAUUAUUUUAGCUUUAAAAGACUGGGGGUGAAAGCUGCAAAGAGCAGGUAUUUCAUGCAGUAAAAAAAAAGAAAAAAAUUGUAAAUGCGGACUCCUUUUAAAUAUGAAUUUAUAUAUAUAUGUAUUUUUUGUGCAUUAUAACUAAGCUAGGAUUUAAUAUUGCCAGUAUAGCAUCUGCAAAAUUAUGCUGUACAGCACAUCUAAAUUAUGAAGGAUGUGACAUGUUUUUCCAAGUGCUCAAGGCCUUCAAGAGCCCGAGUUAAAUCUUUGUUGUAGUUCAGGCAUGUAUAGAGUCAAAUGGAUACAAUCAAGCCUAAAGAAAAUAAGGCUUAGUUGUCCUUUAUAUUUAAAUAUUCUUCUUGUCUUUUUUAUUUCCUUUUUCUUAUUUUGCACUGUGUGUAAAUGCAAUCUCACUAGCACAAAAUAUUGUUGCAGAUAGUUAUUUCUGUUCCACCACUGUAAAUGCUAUUGAGCUUCGUUCUGUUUAUGUUACCUUGUUAAUGGAAUUUAGAAAAGCAGUUGUUUCUUUAAAAUUAUUGUGAUAUUAUAUCUAGCGGCCUUUAUAUGCAAAUAAAAUUGCAAGAUUUUUAAAUACGUG